Messenger RNA from Penicillium angulare, 348 nucleotides. RefSeq lists its product as uncharacterized. NCBI's taxonomy places the organism in Eukaryota, Fungi, Ascomycota, Eurotiomycetes, Eurotiales, Aspergillaceae. The transcript is spliced from 2 exons. The record is from RefSeq and is a predicted model, not a curated record. Bases 1 to 348 code for a protein of 115 amino acids.
AUGAUGAUUAAGAUCACGUCCAUCAUUGCCGCCUUUGCGGCUGUUGCUGUUGCUGACCCCACUGUCGGCUACGCUGCCUACUUCUUUGCCGGCUGUAACACAACUAGCAUUGACGCUGCCAAUGCCUAUGCCGGUUCCUGCGUCAACGUUGAGAACUUCCCCGUCAAGUCUUUCACUGCCUAUGUCGAGUCUGGUGCAUGCGCUGACGGUACCACCGCUGUUCUCAGCACUUACACUGCCUCUGGUUGCGAUGAUACCACUCUGUAUGAGACUGUCGACGUUGACAGCGACAAGCAAUGCUUUGAGAUUGAUACUACACUUGUUAGCCUCAAGACCGAGUGUGUUUAA